This is a messenger RNA of Diutina rugosa, 741 nucleotides long. It is a transcript of the gene GCN4, whose product is annotated as amino acid starvation-responsive transcription factor. Bases 1 to 741 code for a protein of 246 amino acids. Gene Ontology annotation, cellular component: transcription regulator complex. The transcript has a single exon. Gene Ontology annotation, molecular function: RNA polymerase II cis-regulatory region sequence-specific DNA binding; DNA-binding transcription factor activity, RNA polymerase II-specific. The record is from RefSeq and is a predicted model, not a curated record. Lineage: Eukaryota; Fungi; Ascomycota; Pichiomycetes; Serinales; Debaryomycetaceae. Gene Ontology annotation, biological process: positive regulation of cellular response to amino acid starvation.
AUGUCUGCCCCUAUGUUAGAUCCCGUGGCUGAAUUUACCACUAUCAUUGAAACCUUGCCCCAAAAGGACGAAUUCAACUUGCCUUUGAACGCUUCGCUCCCGGGUAUCAAGUCGGAGCCGGCCGCGUGCCCUCCUUCGACUUCCAGCGAAUACACUGUGCCCUCGUCUGUGCUUGAACUGGUUUUCAGCACCACUCUCGAUGAGUUUGGCCUGAUGCAAGACCACACCCCGAUGUUCGACGACCUUGACUUAGCGCUUGACGGUGCCAAGGUCAACGACCAGGAGUGGGUGUCGCUCUUCUCCGACCAACAACAACAACAACCGAUCACUGAAGAAGACGUUGACCUGUUGGAAAAGGAAAUUGAUUUCGCUAUCCGUGAGAACGAAAUCAAGUUGACUCACGCCGCGGUGGUUGCCCAGCAACCGUCGAAGAGAUCUUACUCGUCGGCGUUUGAGUUGACUCCUCAGCCGACCCCGGUGCUUGAUUGCCCUAAGAAGGCGCGCACUACGAAGAAGGCUCGUCAAGCUUCGCUUCCUCCGAUCGACGUUGACGUCUCGGACCCUGCAGCGUUGAAGCGUGCUAAGAACACCGAAGCUGCUAGACGUUCGCGGGCGAGAAAGUUGGAGAAGAUGAAUAUUCUUGAGAACAAGGUCGACGCCUUAACUAAGGAAAAGACCGUUCUCGAGAACGAAGUCCACCGUCUUCAACAAUUGUUGAAGCAAAACGGCAUCGGCUUUUAA